This is a messenger RNA of Zymoseptoria tritici IPO323, 581 nucleotides long. RefSeq lists its product as uncharacterized. Gene Ontology annotation, molecular function: protein binding. The transcript has 2 exons. The record is from RefSeq and is a predicted model, not a curated record. Bases 16 to 363 code for a protein of 115 amino acids. Lineage: Eukaryota; Fungi; Ascomycota; Dothideomycetes; Mycosphaerellales; Mycosphaerellaceae.
UGGUACGGCCCAGAGAUGAAUUCGGAAGAGUUUUCGCUUCCGCGUCUUCUAAACCAAGCCGGAUUUUUGCAGAUUGCGGCUAACAAGGGCGAUGUGGAGAUGACUCGAUGGCUGGUAAAGAAGGGUGCCAAAGUCAACUCGAUGCCGAGCAAAGAGUGCUGCUGUUGGGAUGUCAACGGGACUGCCGUCGCAUACGCGGUGGCAGCGGCAAGGGUGGAAGUCAUCAGCCUUCUUCUCGAGCUGGGAGCGGAUCCGAUGUUGAAGGAUGAACGAGGCCGAACCGCGCGACAACUUAAUGCGAUCUACGGACAGCAACGUACGAGGGAAAGGAUUGAUGCCCUUUUGGGUCCUGAAGGCGGGUGAGAACGAGUGCUUCGAGGACCAAGGUCUCCACCACCAACCAACAAUGCGGUCUUCCUGCAUGCCGCUAGAUCUGCAACGGACGUAGCAGGCUAGGGCACCUUUCGAGCGCGCAGAUCACGGAGUCAGACAGCCAACACUGGCGUCUUGUUCUUGCUCGAUUGUCAUCCGCCCACGCAGCACGGCUUACGAAGAGCUGCUUGUCAGAACAGACAGUAAGC